Molecule: messenger RNA, 373 nt
Organism: Bursaphelenchus xylophilus (pine wood nematode)
Lineage: Eukaryota; Metazoa; Nematoda; Chromadorea; Rhabditida; Aphelenchoididae
Source: the annotation of a GenBank genome assembly
AUGAUCGACCCUCCAGUGGCUUGGCAACCAAUCUGGAUCUUUCUGCGCAUACAUCUGCUUCCUGUUGUGCAUUGUGGCUUAAUUUUUGUCUACUUGAUCUAUUCAUACUAUAAUAUUGGUCGUAAAUGGAAGGUAAGAGCCGUGAAUUUGUAAAAUCAUAUACAAAUCUUUGAUUCUUAUUCUUAAAUUUAAUAGUUUCAAGUGGAUUCUCAAAGAAUUUUACCUGUUCUUUAACUUUGAUCUCAUGAAUAAUAUCGGAAAUGCUCGAUUUCAGGGCAAACCCGAACCAAACAGUCUUCGCGACCAGCGAAUCGGCGUAAGCCACUUUUUCGACCCAAAACGACGGGAAACGAUGCUGCUGUUGAAAAUUUAG